CGAGAGGAGAAAUUCCCUUGCUGGAUCGAAGACAAACGUCACCACCAUAGGCAAUCAGCAAUUCCAAUUGAGAGAUUUGUUCGUACUGACAAGCGACAUGAACUGGAGAAGUACCUUUCACCGGGUGAAUGUAAUUGGGAUCAGCUCCCAGGGCAAGAAGAUAAAGACUGGUAUCUAAAACUGCAGUCCGAACACUGGCAUGCAAUUGUUGAUUCAUCAGGAUGAAUAACAAUUGGAAGUUUAAAAAAUCCGUGGAAUAAAUAUUUCUUGCGAAUAAAAUCAGCUUUUGUUGGGUGAAGCGGAGAAUCAGGUAGUGGUUUCUUGUCUGCCAUAGAUGGACUCUUUGAAGAAUCAUUUAUCUUGCUAAGUAGAGGCUCAAGAAGAACAUGUUCCCAAAACCUAUUUGCACCGGCAAGAGCUAGAUAUUGCACCAUAAAUAAUUGUGAUGGACGCCAUAAAGAUUUAUAUAAAUGCUUUGUCUAA
Molecule: messenger RNA, 483 nt
Organism: Rodentolepis nana
Lineage: Eukaryota; Metazoa; Platyhelminthes; Cestoda; Cyclophyllidea; Hymenolepididae
Source: the annotation of a GenBank genome assembly